CUUUAGCUUAGCCGGUGCGGAGUCAUGAAAGUGUUUGUAAACAACUCAGCAAGGCUCAGCAAACUGGAGUCGGAUAAAUUCCCACAGACAUCUCUGACCGUCAACACAUCUCCCAGAGUGUCCCUAAACUUGGGAUCUGAAGGAUGUUUGUGCUCACGGUUUCUUCAUGUCUCCAAGUCGACGGGAUGACAGAUCUGUAACACCACGGAUUACCUCACAGCUGUUUCAGUAGCUUUAGCAUCUCAGUAGCAGAGCCUCAGGACUCCUUUCAUUACCUGUGUACUGUCUUUACUACUGAGUCAAGAUGCCUUGGCCAUUCUCGGAGUCCAUCAAGAAGCGGGCCUGCCGAUAUCUCCUGCAUCGGUACCUGGGCAAUUUCCUGCAGGAGAAACUGAGCUUAGAUCAACUCAGUUUGGACCUUUAUCAAGGCACCGGGUCCCUCGCACAGGUGCCAUUGGAUAAAUGGUCACUCAAUGAGCUCCUCGAGACAGCAGACGCCCCUUUUGAGGUAAUCGCAGGGUUCAUCCAGACAAUUUCGCUCACUGUUCCAUGGGCGGCACUACUGCAGGAAAACUGUGCCCUCGAGGUCAAGGGCUUGGAAAUGGUACUCAGACCAAGACCAAGAGUGGCAUCUGGCUCUGAGCCCAUGUACUGGUCCAGUUUCAUGACUAGCAGCAUGCAGCUUGCCAAAGAAUGCCUGAGCCAGAAACUCACAGAUGAUAUGGGGGAGAGCUUUCAGCCCUUCGAAGGAUUGGAGAAGUUUGCAGAAACAAUAGAGACAGUUCUGAGACGAGUCAAAGUCACAUUUUUGGACACUGUUCUCCGAGUUGAGCACACCCCCGAAAACUCUAAAACUGGAAUUGCUCUUGAGAUUCGAAUCAGCAAGAUUGUUUACUGCGAUGAAACGGACGAAGACAGUUCAAGUGUAAAUGUACAUCAGCCAACUACAUUCGCCCAUAAAAAUGUGCAGAUGGAAGGUAUCACUGUGUUCUGGGACGAGUUCUCAGACACAGCUCGUGCCGGUUGUAAGUCUUCCCCCACGCCAACGGAAACGGAGCCAAAGCUCUCUCCCAGCUGGAAUCCUAAAAUAAUCUGUGAGCCUCAUCCUCAGUUCACUGAGCCUUUAUCCUCCACAACCCCAUUUGAGCCUGUGCAAGUCGGCAGCCUCAGCGGUAAAAUCGAGUUGUCCCUCACACUGAAGAACAACCUGGCUAUGCCUGGCGCAAAGCUGGACGUUGUUGGACAUAUUGACACUCUGAUCGUCCUGCUGUCUCCGCGACAAGUUCACCUUCUUCUGGAUUUGUUCGGAGCGUUUUCUGGUGGAGGGUCACGGGAAUGGAGUAAAGACAGGAAAAGUCGCCCCAUUCAGCAAGAGGACGAGUAUCGCCUGCACAUGGAGUUGAACCGCUGCCUCAAGAAGGACACGGCCGCGGCGGGGCACGACUCGGACCUCUUCGAGAGCCAGAACACCAGAACGGUUUCAAGUCGAGACGACGUGUUCUUCUCCAUGGCUGACAUGGACAUGUCUCACAGCCUGUCGUCGCUGCCUCCGCUCGGUGAACCUCCCACUGUUGACUUGGACUUGUCGCUCAAUAGUAACUACUCUGCCUCGCCCGGAGAAUCUCCAUCGGGAACUGCCACAGCUCUGUGGGACGACUACAUGGACGUACCGCGUCAAAGAGAGAAGCAGACGAGCGAAACUCCUCCUCAGUCACGAGACUCGCAGCUCCCUCACAAACUACUGAGGCAGACCUCCCAUCCAUCCAAGACUCACGGAGACGAGUCCCGACCGGAGCUGGUGUUGAAGUUGACGCUGAGCAGCCUGGCCGUCUCCGUCCUGCACAUCGACCCGCUGCCUCCGCCGCACGCUGCUCCCAGUCCCCUCGGCCCCAUGGCCGGCCACUUCUUCAGCAUGGUGGCACCGGGGCAGCUUCCCCCCGCCGCCUUCCUUCAGUCCCGGGGAGUGUUCAACCAGGCCUGCCCCUAUGACCACCUCAGGUUUGUUGCUCAGGGUUUGACGAUAAACUACGAGCACUGUCAAGGAUCCAGCCUGCGGACCUUCAGCACCGACAUCUCCUUGAACCAGAUGGAGUUUCUGGAGUGUCUGUUUCCCUCGGAGUGUCUGGUUGGCGGCUCCCAAAAAGGAAUCCAGUACACAGAGCUCCUGACAUUUGACACCACAGCCAACGCCGACACGCCACUCGCCACCUGCCUUCACCUGCUUUACAAACAGGCCGAGCGCCGAGGCCCUCAGGGAGGCCAGGUACGUCUUAGUACCAUUCCAAGGAAAGCUGAGAUCCAGGUGGAGCUGGGCCCUGUGCGCUGUGAGCUGGACAUCAGCAUCGUAGACCGGCUCAACUCCCUCCUGCAGCCUCAGAAACUCGCCACCACGGAGAUGAUGGCCUCCCACAUGUACACCUCGUAUAAUAAACACGUCAGCUUGCACAAGGCGUUUACGGAGGUUUUCCUUGACGACACCCACACUCCCAGAAACUGUCACGUGUCACUCACGGUCAGCGCUCCGGUGCUGGGCGUCGCCGUGCGCUUCCCCAUCCCCGACCUGCGCUCGGACCAGGAGAGGGGGCCGUGGUUCAAGAAGUCCCUGCAGAAGGAAGUUCUGUACCUGGAGCUGGAGGAUCUGGAAGUGAAGACGGAGUUCAUGGGCGGGAGCUCGCCAGACCAGACCAAAAUGGAGCUCACGUUCAAAGAACUCACCGGAAAGUUCCAAGAGGAGCCAGACCACCCGGCGGCCCGGUUCCUCAGGGUGUCCCACAGCCUGGACGGAGACAUGACCACGUCAGAAAGUGUCAAAUUUGACUGGCCCAGGGUCGUGCUGAAGAUGAACCCCGCUACGGUCCACUCCAUCCUGGAGCGCGUGACGGCCGAAGACGACGAGGGGGCGGAGGACCACUCCCUGGAAGAGGAGGAGGAGGAAGGCGCUGCUCACUCGCUGAAGGACGUGUGUGACUUCGGGAAGCCGGAGCCGUCUCCCUUUUCUUCACGGAGGGUGAUGUACGAGAACGAAGAGAUGGUCAUCCCCGGUGAUGUUGCCGAGAUGACGGAGUUCCAGGAAAAAACCAUGAACAACUCCCGCUUCGUUCUUGAGUUGUGUUUCCCCAACGUCCAGCUAGUGCUGCCCAACAAGGCUUUUUAUGAGAAACUGCACAACAGAAUAAACAAUGACUUGCUGCUGUGGGAGCCCACCGCGCCGUCCCCGGUGGAGACGGUUGAGAGCAUGCCGUACGGCGUCGGACUCUCCGUUGCCAGUCAGUUGAUCAACACUUAUUCCAAAGACAGCUUCAGCCAGUUCCGCUCCACCGGCCCCGACGAGGAGACGAGCGGCUCUGAGGAGGAGAACACACACUACUACUCUCCCGCCUCUGAGCUCGGCCUCCGAUCUCGGAAGAAGAAAAAGCCUAAAGCUCACGGGAAGACCUCCCAGAGCCUUUUCUCCGUCAUACUCAGCGUCAAUCACGGCCUGGUGGCCUUACAAACAAACGCCAAGAAGGAGGAUAAAACGAUUAUCAAAAACAAGCACGGCGAGUUCUGGAUGGAGGUGAAAAACGCCGUUUUGUUCAGCGUCACUCAGUACGAAGGCUACAAAGACCAGCACUACAUUUGUUUCCACACUAGCAGCGUCUGCAUGUAUCACCAAGGACUGGUCGACGGCGGCGCCCUCGUCUCAGACAUCAAGUUACCCUGCAGGACGCAUCCUCACUGGCUAGAGUCGACCAUCUACCAGUCGGAGACGGCGCCGGAGAGAUCUUCCACGCCGUCGGAGGGCAUCGGCCUGGAGGCCCGCAGCAUGGUGUCGGUGGCGGUGAAGGUCUCGUCGCAGAACGCGGAGCGCAACAUCAAGGAGUUUCUGGUUGCUGUUGGCGUGAGAGGAGCCACGCUGCAGCACAGAGUCGUUCCACCCAGCCUCGGCUGGUACGACCAGAUUGUUGACUUUCUGAAUGUCUCCGAUGAGCCGGUGUUGGGUUACGCCCCUCCUACGUCCGUCACCACCCUACAUUUACACCUCUGGAGCUGCUCUCUAGACUACAGACCUCUGUACCUGCCUCUCAGAUCGCUGGUGGUUGUAGAAACUUUCAGCAUCUCCAGCAGUGUCUCUUUAGACCAUUCUUCAUCAACACUCAGGAUCAUCUUGGAUGAAGCUGCUCUCUUCCUGUCAGACAAGAACAACGCCGUCUCUGUCAAUCUGGCACGCGACUAUGUCCAAGUGGUGGACAUGGGAACCCUGGAGCUGAGGAUCACUGCCGUCAAACCUGCAGUAGAUGGAAAACUGUCGGAGCCCAGGUUUGAGCUGCGCUGCUCUAGCGACGUAAUUCACAUCAGGACGUGUUCGGACUCCUGCGCCGCCCUCAUGAACCUCAUCCAGUAUGUCGCCAGCUAUGGAGACCUGCUGCCUCCGGCAGAGCCGGAGACCAAACACAGCAGUGCCGCACAGAAGAGCAAGGUGGAGGCUCCCAGCCGGCCGCCGUCUCAGACGCCGCUGCUGGCUGAGACCGAGCAGCAGAUGCUUCAGGACCUGAUGAGUGAAGCUAUGGAGGAGACGGACGGGCAGAACGCAGCAGGGCCACAGGAGAACGGGUCGCACGAGGAGCAGAUUCUGGACCUCGACCCGCCUCGCUCGGAUCUCUUCCUGUUCCCAGACGAGAGUGGGAAUUCUGCCCAGGAUUCCAGCCCCACCUACCCCAUGCUCGCCUCGCCUCUCAUCACACCGGCUCCGAACCUCGCCCAAGAGACGGACGACUUCUGCAUCCUGGAGACUCCCGGGUCCAGAGGAGAGGAUGUAGAUCAGGAGCCGGUGGUUAGAAAACUGACCUCGGACCCGGUGGAAAUCAAAGACAAUCAUUUCAGUCAGCCUCUGGAGGGCAGCGACUCGAGCCGCGGAGCCGUGAACUUUCCCGUCCCGGAGGUGCGCUACCUCAUCAAGGAGAUCUCCGCCAUCUGGCACCUGUACGGCGGAAAAGACUUUGGCUGUGUGACGUCCACAGCCUCUCCUGCUCGAAGUCGCGGGGCCACACCUCACAGCUCUCCAUCUCAAACCCCAGUCAGACAAACCAAGGCUUCAGGGCGAGCGCUUGGCGGAAAGGGAAGAAACCCUGAUGUCCUGAUGGAGAUCCAGCUCAGCAAGGUGAGGUUUCAGCAUGAGGUGUACCCGCCCAGCACGUCUCGCCCGGCUGUGGAUCAGCCCGUGUCCCGACAGGUCUUCGUCGUGCAGGACCUCGAGAUCCGGGACAGACUGGCGACUUCCCAGAUGAACAAGUUCCUCUACUUGUACUCCAGCAAGGAAAUGCCCCGGAAAGCCCACUCUAACAUGCUGACGGUGAAAGCUUUGCACAUGUGUCCCGAGUCCAGCCAGGCGCCCCCAGAGUGCUGUUUACGGGUCUCCUUGAUGCCUCUUCGUCUCAAUAUUGAUCAGGACGCAUUGUUCUUCUUGAAGGAUUUCUUCACCAGUCUUACUACUGAAGUUGAGUUUUUCUCGCCGCCUGCCCAAGAAGCGGUCUGUGUCACCACGAAGAAAGCCGCUGCUCCGGAGAUCUCCUGCAGUUUCUCAAAGCCCGCCUCUGGCAGCCUCGACCCGGCUCCCAUCAUCUCCGUGCCUGCUCAGAGGCGCCUGAGCCACAACGGCUUCUCCGCCUCCGGCAAGGAAGAGAUGAACGACGGCGACGCGUCGGCUUCGUCCUUCACAGACCAGCCCAUAUUCUUUAGGGAGUUUCGAUUUACCUCUGAGGUUCCCAUUCGUCUGGAUUACCAUGGGAAGCACGUAUCGAUGGACCAGGGAACCUUUGCAGGGAUUGUUUUUGGCUUGACACAACUCAAUUGUUCAGAGUUGAAACUGAGACAGCUGUGUUAUAGACAAGGAUUACUGGGUGUGGAUAAGCUGUUCUCCUAUGCAAUAAACGAGUGGCUGAAUGACAUAAAGACGAACCAGCUUCAAGGACUUCUGAGCGGCGUGGCGCCCAUUCACACGCUGGUGAAACUGGUUCACGGGCUCAGGGACUUGGUGUGGCUCCCGAUUGAGCAGUACAGGAAGGACGGUCGCAUAGUCCGAGGAUUCCAGCGUGGAACCGCCUCCUUCGGCACCUCGACGGCCAUGGCUGCCCUGGAGCUCACCAACAGGAUGGUGCGGACCAUUCAGGCUGCUGCAGAGACGGCCUACGACAUGGUGUCUCCAGUGCCCGAUGAAAGCAACACGAAGCGGAUAAAGCGGUACUCUCAUUAUGGGAUGGCUCACCAGCCCGUUGACCUGAGAGAAGGCGUAGCCAAAGCUUACACCGUGGUGAAAGAGGGCAUAACCGACACGGCGCUGACCAUCUACGACACGGCCACUCGGGAGCACGAGCAGCGCGGGAUGACGGGCGCCGUGGGCGGAGUCCUCCGCCAGCUGCCUCCCGCCGUGGUGAAGCCCCUCAUCAUGGCCACCGAGGCCACCUCCAACGUCUUGGGUGGGAUGAGGAACCAGAUUCACCCCGACGCUCGCCAGGAGGAGUCGCAGAAGUGGAGGCAGGGUGAGGAUUAAUCCUCACGACAUCCCAGAGCAAGACUGUGCAGCAGCUAUAAGCUAUAAAUGUUUGGGGGUUUUUUUUGUUUUUUUUUUUAAUUAAAAAGGAGAAAACUGGAGCUGUGGUGUGUUUAGGACAGUGUUCAUCUCGUGGCCGUUCGAGCUACUGUGACUCAGCUUUCGUCAGUUCCCUCGCAGUGCCUUCACGGUCAUCAGCAGUGUCCGACUGUACGUUUUAAGCAAAGGGAAGUACAAAGAGGAGUGAGUCUGCGAGCCACAUAUCGUCUUAAUGUGGGCUAAAUUUCAAACCGGUUGUUUGCUUCGUAUUCAAACUGUUCCGUUUACAGAUUGUGUGGUUACAUUCUCUUAACCUACUCGGUGUCCGCACUAAUAAUAUAGAUGUAACAACCUUUCAUUUGUAUGGCUUGUACUUUUAGCAGGCUUUGACUGUAAAUAUCAAUAAUGUCUGACAUUUCAUGCAAAUAAUCAAAAGCAACCAUAGGAACUGAAUGUGUAAAAGCUGUUUAAGUUCUGUAGUCGGCACAUUAUCGUGACUUGAAGGGUUUCUCGCCCCAAAUAAGUUAUAGUUGGGUUGAUAGCCCACACUUGUUGUAAAGAUAUCUGGUUUUAUUUUGACUUGUGAUACGUGUUUGUGUAAUUUUCACUGAAGCUGCUGUCCUGAGAAGCUACCUUUAAAUUAAGUUCCCAUAUGCUUGAUCCCCUCAGGCUACCACUCGCUCACAGCUGCUUCUGAUCAUUGUCACAGCAGAGUCCAGCUGCCCCAAAUCCUCGAAGUAAAGUCUUAAAACCCUGCUCCACCACUUUUUGUAUGUGUGAAUAGUGAUGUUCGCUGUGGUUCGCUGUGCUGCAGACGCUUGACUUGCACACAUUCGUGUUCAUGUGGAAAGGGUUUAUGUAUUUCCUGUAAAUACAUGUACAGUUAAUUCAUGAAUUUGUAUUGAAAGCAUGAAAGGGAAAUAAAGAUGUUUAAUUUCAUCACG
Messenger RNA from Salarias fasciatus (jewelled blenny), 7512 nucleotides. RefSeq names its product autophagy related 2B (gene atg2b). Lineage: Eukaryota; Metazoa; Chordata; Actinopteri; Blenniiformes; Blenniidae. Gene Ontology annotation, molecular function: phosphatidylinositol-3-phosphate binding; protein-membrane adaptor activity. Gene Ontology annotation, cellular component: phagophore assembly site; phagophore. The transcript has 43 exons. Gene Ontology annotation, biological process: autophagosome assembly; autophagy of mitochondrion; autophagy of peroxisome. The coding region runs from base 305 to 6529 and encodes 2074 amino acids. The record is from RefSeq and is a predicted model, not a curated record.